AUGGCGCCCUCAGCGCUGCAGGCGCGGCUUGCGGAAGACGAGAAUGCGUUUAGUGGGCUAUUGAGUUUGAUACCGACGCGGAUGCACUACGCCGACGACGAUGAACCUCAGGCCAAGAAGGCUGCCAGGGCUGCCCAAGCCGAGCUCGACCCGGAAGCGGCCAUCAAUGGCGAACACCUAACGAGUACUACCGAAAAGGAAGGAAACAAGCGCAAGCUCGAGGAGGGAGUCAAAGGCGAUUCCGCUUCCACCGUGGCAGAAGAUGCCGUGAUGGAGCCUACCCCCGCCCCCACGAAAGGUGACCAAGCACCCGAAGCCGUGCAAGCCGACGUCGAGUCGUCGACCUCUUCUGAACCCCAAUCUCCCACCUUUGACGCUCCCGAUGCCCUCAUCCAGGCCCCAUCUCAAACCGAAGCCGCCAGCACCACCACAUCCGUCUCCUCUGCCGUACCGCCCUCCGACAAACCUAAACAUAUCAAAAUCCCCGAAGAUACCUCGGUAUUCCGCGAACGCUUCGCCGAGCGCCUUGCGGCUCUGCGAGCGGCGCGAAAGGCCGAUGGCCCGGACGGAAAGCCCGUUCGCACCCGCCAAGAAUUGCUGGAACAGCGACGACAAAAGCAAGCGCAACGUAAAGAGCACAAGAAGGAGAUGCGACGCGUCACCAAGCUCGAGGAAGAUCGGAAGCGAGAGGAGGCCCUCAAAGCCAACUCCCUUCGCUACGUCUUGAACCGCGAACACAAGAAGGGUCCCUCGGAUCCCAAGACGGCCCUGCUCAAGGUACAAAACGAGAAGAAGCGCCUGGCCGCGCUCGACCCGGAAAAGCGCAAGGAAAUCGAGGAAAAGGAGACGUGGUUAACGGCCCGCCGCCGAGCCGAGGGCGAAAAGAUUCGCGACGACGAAACCCUCCUCAAAAAGGCCGUGAAGCGCCAGGACCGCACCAAGCGCAAGAGCGAAAAGGAAUGGAAGGAACGCAAACACGCUGUCGAUUCCGGCAUCAGGGCCCGGCAAAAGAAACGAGAGGAGAACAUUCGCAAGCGCAAGGACGACAAGAAGCUUGGCAAAAUGGGCAAGAAAAAGAGCGGUCCCACCAAGAAGAAGAACCGGCCCGGGUUCGAGGGCCGGUUCGGCGGUGGCGGAAAGAAGUAA
Messenger RNA from Parascedosporium putredinis, 1146 nucleotides. The record is from the annotation of a GenBank genome assembly. NCBI's taxonomy places the organism in Eukaryota, Fungi, Ascomycota, Sordariomycetes, Microascales, Microascaceae.